CACUGCAAUGAUCCUAUUUGACACAGCAGAGAAAAAGGUUGCAGCUGGGGCGUGGUUUCAUAUCUCUCCGAAUUAUCUCAUGACAAGUUCCAAUAAACACCACGAAGACAUCUUCAAGCAGCUUUUGUCGUCUACAAAAUAAAAAUGGACCAGAAGUGGAUUCAGAUUCUGGUGAUUCUGGCGUGUUGUCAAGAGAUUUCUUCAGAAUCUAUCAUCGAGAAUGGUGCCGAGGUUACCUUCCAGUGUAGCCUUCAACCAGGGUCCCUGAUUGUCUGGUUUCGAGUCCUCGAAAAAUCAAGCAUGGAGUUCCUUGUGUCUGUCAGCAAUGCUGGCCUUGUGAAAGUACCGAGCCCCUCGUUCACUCAGUCCUUCUCUUAUUCAAAUAAUCAGCUAAAAUUAAAGUCCUUUGACAAAGAACGGGACAGCGGCAUCUACAACUGUGCAACUCUCAAAGGCAACGAAAUGAAAUUUGGAAAGGUCACCCGGCUGGUCGGAAAAAAAGAACCAAUUAAACAAACAACAGUUGCACCACAGCUAAAUGUCACCGUGAAGACUCUUCCUGUAACCACGCCAUGCGCAUGCAACGACAAGAAAGAACCAAGCAGCCCUUCCCUGGACUGUGCUCCCCUCAUCCUGGGCCCUCUGGCUGGCGGCUGUGGGCUUCUGCUGCUGCUGCUGGUUGUCACCAUCCUGUACUGCAACAAAAUAAGAACACGAAGAUGCCCACAUCAUUACAAAAGAAAAGCGCGGGUGGCUCCUGAAAAGCAGAUGAUGACCAACAGACAUGUCUGAACAUGUUGUUCAUCGUGUUGAUGCAGUUUUUUUAUUUUUUUUUUUUCUCGAAAGAAUUUCAACUUGUACCAAAGAAAGUUUGAUGCGUCAAAUUUUCUGACGGCACGUUGUUUUGGAACAUCCUACUUCUGCUUCAUGAAAAUUGCUCUGUAAAACAUCAUUCAUAUUUCUCUACAGGCCGGAACCUUUUAUUUCUGACAGAAAAGCAACAGUGAAUACAUCAGAUCAGCUCAUUUUCUUCAUUUUCCAGAAGAGUUGAGUCAAUAAUUGUACAUAGCUCUUUCCGCCCGUGUUUAGGCUCCAUUUGUUCUGAUUUAUUUUAAAAGCCGCUUGUUUCAGCAUCGUCUUCCGAAAGUUAUUUCUCAUUUACUCACAGCAAACGUCCUCAUUGAAAAGUUUAAAGUACCAACAUCGUCUCUGUUAAAUGUUUUCAAACUAUUUCAUUGCUAUUGCUUUAUUUUCAUUUAUUUAAAUGUAACUUUUUCAAAAGUGGCAAUUGAAGGAAUGCUUUCAGACAGAUGUAGAUUUUAUGAAAGCAUUUUACUGUUUUGAUAAAAUGUUCAAACUAAAAUAAAAAUAAAACACAUUCACACAAGCAA
This is a messenger RNA of Salarias fasciatus (jewelled blenny), 1391 nucleotides long. It is a transcript of the gene cd8a, whose product is annotated as CD8a molecule. The record is from RefSeq and is a predicted model, not a curated record. NCBI's taxonomy places the organism in Eukaryota, Metazoa, Chordata, Actinopteri, Blenniiformes, Blenniidae. The coding region runs from base 145 to 792 and encodes 215 amino acids. The transcript has 6 exons.